Cutaneotrichosporon cavernicola is the source of this 792-nucleotide messenger RNA. RefSeq lists its product as uncharacterized. The transcript is spliced from 3 exons. The record is from RefSeq and is a predicted model, not a curated record. The coding region runs from base 1 to 792 and encodes 263 amino acids. Lineage: Eukaryota; Fungi; Basidiomycota; Tremellomycetes; Trichosporonales; Trichosporonaceae.
AUGACUGACGGCUUCGACUACCCAUUGCAGGACGCGUACCCGGGCCAGACGACUACUGUCGCCGUUAACAAUAUCCCCUCGCACACCAACCUGCACUGGCUCGAGACGACGCUCAUGCAGCUCUGUACAGGGUUCAAGUCGUUGACAUUUGGAGACACCCCGCCACAGCAUACCAAGAAUGCGCAGCUCUCGCUCGCGACGACAGCGGAUGCCGACCGCGCGCUGGCGAUCCUCAACACGCACCCAGCCCUGCGAGGCAGCUUCGUCUCCUUUGUGCUACCCGGCUACGGGAGAAUGUACCCCGACAUCCUGACGCCGUUCACGCGCCGGAUCAUCGCUCCGUGCACGGUCAAGGACGUCGGAGGCGGAGGCGGCGGCGGCGGCGCGGCCGAGCCUGCCAACUUGGCCGAUGCUGAGUGGAUGGAAGACUGCCAGUGGCCCGAAGACUUCCCCACGCCGGGACACGUGUAUGACGAGCUCAUCCAGUACGGCCCUAUCCACCACGUCACUCUGGACUACACGGACGACUCGUGCCAGAAGUGGGACGUCAUGGUCCAGUUCUUUCAUCCAGGAGAUGCCGCGCACCUGGACGCCGCCGCGCAGGUUGGUAAUGGCGUGAUGAACUUCCUGGGCCGCAACGUCACCGUCGCAAAGUCGCCAAUAGACGUGCGCGUCGCCAACCGGAUGGCUGACAUUAACGCUCGGCGCGAGGAGCGCAACCAGCCGCCCCUGAGCCCGGGCUAUGGUCAGCCGCUGUUCCCCCUGCCGCCGGGGGUAUCGCCCACAGCAUAA